This is a messenger RNA of Cryptomeria japonica (Japanese cedar), 447 nucleotides long. RefSeq names its product cyanamide hydratase DDI2-like. NCBI's taxonomy places the organism in Eukaryota, Viridiplantae, Streptophyta, Pinopsida, Cupressales, Cupressaceae. The record is from RefSeq and is a predicted model, not a curated record. The transcript has a single exon. The coding region runs from base 1 to 447 and encodes 148 amino acids.
AUGUUGCAUGACGUGGGGCUAACGUCGGAGGCGUUUGCGCUGACUCGGAUGUCGUUCGAGUUCCAUGGCGGCAUCUUGGCCCGGGAGUUCCUGUUGAAGGAAGGUGCGUCGCCACGUGUGAGUGACACGGUGGCAGAGGCCAUCUUCAAGCAUAAAGAGAGGAUACACGUGGAUGGCGGUGCCACGUGCGGACAUUCGCCUGAGGGUGUUUUGCUAAUCUUUGGGGCACAUUUGGAUGUCUAUGGGGAAUUUGCGCCUCUCAUACACGUGGACACUAUUGAUGACGUGGUUAGUAGGUUUCCUAGAGCUGGUUUUAGUGAUGUAUUUGGUGGUUUAUUGGAGGAAGAGGUGAAGGUGAAGGGCUUUUGUACCGCCGCUCGGUUCGUGCAAAGUGGUGGUCUAGAUAAUUUGAAAAAUAAUCGGCUGUUCGCAAAAUAUGAUCGUUAA